Choloepus didactylus (southern two-toed sloth) is the source of this 1654-nucleotide messenger RNA. It is a transcript of the gene CCDC137, whose product is annotated as coiled-coil domain containing 137. Lineage: Eukaryota; Metazoa; Chordata; Mammalia; Pilosa; Megalonychidae. The transcript is spliced from 6 exons. The coding region runs from base 1 to 954 and encodes 317 amino acids. The record is from RefSeq and is a predicted model, not a curated record.
AUGGCGCGAACGGGACGCGGGGCGGCGGGUCCGGAGGGGCCGGAGGGGCCGCAGGGGGCGGCGGGGCCCGGGACCCUGGGGCGACCGCAAAGGCGGCGGCAGCAGCAGCAGCAAUUCCUGCGGGGGAAGCAGCGCUCGGCUCCGCGGCCCGUGCAGGGCAGCAAAGAAAAAAAGAAAGUGAAUUGCAAGCCCAAGAACCUGGAUGAGCAAGAGAUUCCUUUCCGGCUGCGGGAAAUUAUGAGGAGCCGCCAGGAGAUGAAAAACCCGAUCAGCAACAAGAGGAGGAGGAGAGAGGCCCAGGUGGCCUUCAGAAAGACCUUGGAAAAGGAAGCAAAGGGAUCAGAACCAGAUAUUGCCGUCCCCAAGUUCACGCAGAAGAAGUGGGAGUCCGACAGGGCCUACGUGCAGCGCAUGGAGCAGGAGGCCCAGCACGUGCUGUUCCUCAGCAAGAACCAGGCCAUGCGGCAGCCGGAGGCACAGGAGGCUCCCAGGAAGGAGAAGUCGGAGCGGAAGAAAGCGUUCCAGCAGCGGUGCCUGGAUAAAGUCCGGCAGAGAAAGGAGGAGAAGGCGGCAGAACGGCGGGAGCGGGAGCUGCUCCAAGACGUGGUGAAGUUCGGCGAGGUUGCCCUGCAGCCCCCGGAGCUGACCGCCAAGCCCAGGAGGAGCGUCAGCAGGGGCCAGCUCCUUGCGAUCUCGCCUCCCAAGCUGGCGCCUCAGGCUUCUCUCUCGCUUCCUCAGCCUGGCAAGAAGUCGCUGAUGCUGAGGACGCUCUUGUGCCCGGGCGGGGUGUCCCGGCCCCCGAGCGCCUCGCUGGCCCGACAGCGGGUCGUGGAGGAGGAGCGAGUGCGGGUCGUGCAGGCCUACAGGGCGCUGAGGAAGCAGAAGCAGCCGCAGCCGCGGGGGCCCCGGGAGCCCUGCCUCCCUCCCGGGAAGAAGCUGGAGGCCCGGCUGUGAAGGCAAGAACACGGGGUGCGGACUGGCCCCGGGGCGCCUGCGGCGGAGAGCCUGUUCCCUGUUCCCUCCCGACGCACGCGGACACCUGGGAGCCUGCACUGCGGCUCCGGCACAGGGGCAGAAGCCUCCCUGAGAAGUCCUCCUCACCUCUGACUCCCCUCCCCAGGGUCUGCCUUCCCCGCCUCGUGCCCGGGCAGAGGUGGUCGACUCCUGGCCCUGGCCCUGCCGCCCGGCCUGGCCGUGGGGAGCAGCCUGUCAUUGCGAUUCGUCGGAGGAGCUUGAGCAGGAGCACUGGGCAGCAGCACGCCUGUCCCCUGGGGCGGCGUCUCAGGCCUUGGGGUGGGGGGCUCCCUUCCGUUUCAGGGUCCCCGGACAGGGGUGGGGUCUGCACCCCGCACUCCCCCUGGCGUUUCCUGCCUGGUGCCGGCCGGUCUGUGCCCGAGGCAGGCUCUGGGCGCUGCCCUGGUGCUGGGACAUUGGUCACUUCUUGUUCAGUGAUUUCCCGUGUCUGGGAAUGUGGACCGUCACGGAUUCCGGCUUCUCUGCGUGUGAGUGGGCAGCCUGGGACGUGGUGCUGCGGCUGCAGAACCUCUGGGAGCACCGACGUUACAAAGGCUGAAGCCGUCUGGGUUCUGUUUUUUACAAAAUCGACUUUAUUGAACAUAAACAACCAACAAUAAAAUGAGUUUUGACAAUUAUA